AUAUAUGCAUGUCCGGGAGGAUACAAAGGCGAAGGAAAACUGUAAGAAAAAAAAAAGGAGAAGAAGAAGAUGGCAUCUCACUCUCAGGUUUUGGUGGAAGAGAAAUCGAGCGUUAGAAUCUUGACAUUUAACAGACCCAAGCAGCUUAAUGCUCUGUCCUUCCACAUGGUCUCUCGGUUGUUGCAACUGUUCCUUGCAUAUGAAGAAGACCCUAGUGUGAAACUUGUCGUCCUAAAGGGUCAGGGAAGAGCCUUUUCUGCUGGUGGGGACAUUCCACCUAUUGUUCGUGAUAUCCUACAAGGCAAACUGAUACGCGGUGCCCAUUACUUCAAAGUUGGAUACACGCUCAACUAUGUUUUGUCCACGUAUAGAAAACCUCAGGUUUCAAUUUUGAAUGGUAUUGUCAUGGGAGGUGGAGCUGGUCUCUCUACCAAUGGUCGAUUUCGUAUUGCAACUGAGAACACGGUUUUCGCAAUGCCUGAGACAGCUCUAGGGCUCUUUCCAGAUGUAGGGGCCUCUUACUUCUUGUCAAGACUCCCUGGAUUUUUUGGAGAGUAUGUUGGCCUUACAGGAGCUAGGUUAGAUGGCGCCGAAAUGCUUGCAUGUGGUCUUGCAACUCAUUUUGUGCCUUCAAUAAGUUUGACUGCAUUAGAAGCAGAGCUUUACAAAGUUGGUUCAAGUAAUCAAACCUUUAUCUCAACAAUUCUCGAUGCAUACGCUGAGUAUCCGCACCUGAACCAGCAUAGUUCUUACCACAGGUUAGAUGUUAUUGAUAGGUGCUUCUCGAAAAGAACAGUGGAGGAAAUUUUCUCUGCACUUGAGAGAGAGGUCACACAAAAACCAAACGAUUGGCUCUUAGCUACCAUUCAAGCAUUGGAGAAGGCUUCACCAUCAUGCCUUAAAAUCUCGCUAAGAUCGAUAAGAGAAGGAAGAUUGCAAGGGGUGGGGCAGUGUCUUAUCCGUGAGUAUAGAAUGGUGUGUCAUGUGAUGAAGGGAGACAUAAGCAAAGACUUUGUGGAGGUUUUGUCAGCUUUUCCGAUUGUAUCUACAUCCUGAAACUGUCCUUUGUAGACCAUAAUUACAAGAACGUGUCUUACUUAUGUAGGGGUGCAGAGCAGUAUUGAUAGACAAAGAUAGGAAUCCAAAGUGGCAGCCAAGGCGACUCGAGGACGUGACGGAUAGCAUGGUAGAUCAGUACUUUGAGAGAGUGGAGGAUGAGGAGGGAUGGGAGGAUCUUAAGUUUCCGCCAAGGAACAACUUGCCUGCUUUAGCAAUCGCAGCAAAGCUUUGAAGUGGAGAAAGGUUAGACAACAAUUGGUUAGACAUCAAACCGGCGACCAAACCGAGGAAAGAGACACAACCCCAGUAUAUAUAAAAAAAAAGUUCUUCUAUUACUUUCUUUUGUUGCAGCAAAUAAAUAAGAAUCUUCGUGCUCUGUUUCAUCCUUUCAAGGAUCACAGUAUCUCACGUUUCCAUGGUUUUCCUUUAUGCACUAUGCUUCAAUGUAUGUAGGAACUUGUGAUUUCAAAAUCCCUAUUUAAAGAAAAUAAAAUGAAAGCCGGAGAAAUAUGUCUAAACAAAUCGUG
Arabidopsis thaliana (thale cress) is the source of this 1586-nucleotide messenger RNA. Its product is annotated as ATP-dependent caseinolytic (Clp) protease/crotonase family protein. The record is from RefSeq and is marked reviewed. Bases 70 to 1056 code for a protein of 328 amino acids. The transcript is spliced from 13 exons. Gene Ontology annotation, cellular component: peroxisome. Lineage: Eukaryota; Viridiplantae; Streptophyta; Magnoliopsida; Brassicales; Brassicaceae. Gene Ontology annotation, biological process: L-valine catabolic process. Gene Ontology annotation, molecular function: 3-hydroxyisobutyryl-CoA hydrolase activity.